AUGCCAGAUAAAAGACGAGAAUCCUGUCGUCUGGAUUGGGCAGAAUCGUCUUGGACAAGAUGGAUACAUGUGCUACUUUGGUGGUGGAUUAAACCUAUUCUUUCAUUAGGAAAUCGGCGCACACUUGUCGACGACGAUUUAAGCGAUAUUUCAGUAAACGAUAAGUGUUCCGUUUUGUUGAACAAAGCCAACUACGAUAGUUCUAAAUGGCCAGGUACAUGGUAUGUAAUCAGACGAACAUUUAUGAAAGAUUUAUUGCAAACUAUGUUGAUCAUGUUGGCAUAUACCGCAACACGUGUCGUACAGCCAUUACUCGUUCGUGAAAUUGUUCUCUACAUCAGUAAUGCAUCAGAGAUACCGACUUAUGCGGGUUAUUUAUCAGCUGUUGGUCUUGGUAUUUGUUCGAUUCUACAAGCCAUUAUUCAUCAACAAAGCUUUUUUCGAAAUCAACGAGUAGGUAUUCGCGUUCGCAAUACACUAAGUUGCGCGAUAUAUAAACAAUUACUGACGAUCAAUACGGCAUCACUUUAUAGAACUACUGCUGCUCAAACAAUCAAUUUAGUUGCAAAUGAUGCUGGUAAAUUUGAAGAAAUGUGUUCUUACUUUCAUUACUUAUGGGUGGCACCUUUGGAAGCUCUCAUAAUGUUCGGUCUUAUCUGGCAAAACGUUGGAUUAUCAACAUUAUUCGGCUAUGCUGUACUCGUUCUAUUAGUACCUCUGCAACUCGUAUUCAGUAGAUUAUUCAGUCGAUAUCGUAAGAUAACUAUGACACGUACGGACAAACGAGUUCAGACGAUCAAUGAGCUUGUCAACGGAUGUCAAAUUAUUAAAAUGUACAAUUGGGAAAAAGCUAUGGAAAAAUUAGUGCAGGAAACACGACUAUCUGAACUUCAGAGUAUCUCAAACUCUAGUCGUUUGCGUGCUCUGAAUAGUGGUAUUUCCUUUGCAUCGUUACCCUUGAUAUCUCUUGCUACAUUUGGUGGCGAUUGGCUCAUAGGGAAACAGUUAAUACCAGCAAACAUUUUUACGGCGUUGUCAUUCUUCUCUUUGGUUCGAGCGCCAGUAAUGUCGUUGUUGCCAUUGAUUAUUGAAAAGCUUAGUGAAGCUCGUGUUGCUGCCACAAGAAUUGAUCAAUUUAUGCGUUUAGAAAUAUUAAUGAAUAGGCGAGAAAAAGAACAAAAUAAAAAAGGAGAUCAUGCAAUUAUAAUGGAAGAUGCAUCUUUUUCUUGGAAAGAUACUCCUUGUCUAUUGUCGCUUCAUCUCAAAGUCAAAUAUGGUACAUUGCUUGGAGUGAAAGGUGCUAUCGGUGCUGGAAAAUCAUCUCUACUAGCUGCCAUUCUUGGUGAGAUUAAUCUUGUCAGUGGAACAAUACGGCAAUGUGUUCGUUCUAUUUCGUACGCUCCACAAUCAUCGUGGAUAUUUACUGACACUAUACGAAGUAACAUUCUACUUGGCAAGCCAAUGGAUGAAGAACGUUAUAAGAGUGUUAUAAAAGCAUGUUGUCUUGAUAUUGAUCUACAGAAUUUUGGUGAAAUUGGUGAUUUAAUGAUGAUCGGUGAUAAAGGUGUCAAUCUAAGUGGUGGACAAAAAGCUCGAAUAUCACUCGCUCGCGCUCUUUAUGCUGAUGCCGAUUUGUAUUUACUCGAUGAUCCACUUGCUGCUGUUGAUCCAAAAGUGGCGAAGAAAAUAUUUGAUCAAUGUAUUGGUCCACGUAGCCUUCUUCGCCAGAAGACUAGAAUAUUGGUUACACAUCAGGUACAUUUCUUAGAUGAAGCAGAUCAAACGAUUCGCUUAGCAAAUGGCCACAUCCAUGAAUUGUACAGUGAGCGACCUGAUGAAGAUCAACAAUCGAAUACUACCACGGAAGCAGAUUCAUCUGACGAUGACGAAACGGAUUUUAAACUUAAUACUGCUAUAGCUGAUAUGAAUUCGAUUGUGAAAAGUGAAACAUCAACCGAUGGUGCUGUCAAGUGGAAUGUUUGGUUUCAAUUAUUCACGGCACCACCUUUACGUUGGUUUGGAUUUAUCCUACUCAUAUUUUUACUGUUGGGUACUCAAGCUCUGUACGACUUCACAAAUCGUUGGCUUUCUAUGUGGUCUGCUAAAUCUGAAAAAAACACGAGUUCAUCAUUGGAUGCUUAUGUCUAUCUUGGAUUGACGAUCGGUACAUUGAUUACAGCAUUAGUGCGUACCGGUUUUCUUAUCUAUGUUAUGUUAUGUGGUUCGACUUGCUUUCAUAAUCAAAUGCUCAAUGGUAUCUUGUAUACUUCGUUGCGUUUCUUCGAAAGUAAUCCGAGCGGACGAAUAUUAAAUCGAGCAAGCAAAGAUCAGCAGGUCUUAGACGAAUUAUUACCUUCGACUGUAAUUGAAACUAUUCAAAAUCUUCUGAUGAUUCUUGGUUCUGUUAUAAUAAUUGGAAUCACUAAUCCAUGGGUGCUUCUGAUUCUCGUUCCAUUGACUCCCGCAUUUUGGUGGCUUCGCCGAUUCUACAUACGUUCAAGUCUUCAACUCAAACGGCUCGAAAGUGUAACACGUAGUCCAGUCUAUGCAUUGUUCUCGUCCUCAUUAGAUGGGCUUACUAGUAUUCGUGCGUUCGAAGUUCAAGAUGAUUUCUUGCACAUGUUUAUGGAAAGAGUUGAUGCGAAUUCUCGAGCUUACUUUGCUCUCGUUGCUGUUGGUCGUUGGCUUGGUUUACAACUCAGUUAUAUGACAUGCUUACUCACAUUGGUUACUGCUAUUCUUGGAGUAGCGUUGCGCCAUCAAAUCGACCCAUCGGCAGCCGCUCUCAGCAUUACCUACUGUAUCACAAUCACAACACUCUUUCAGUGGGCUGUACGACAAUCAGUAGAAGCUGAAAAUUUCAUGACUAGUGCUGAGCGUGUUCAUGAAUAUGGUCAGCUUGUACCGGAAGAUCAUAGAAAUAAUAGUAAAAAUGAAGUACUUGUUCAACUACCAAGUGAUUGGCCUUCUCGUGGUAUUAUCGAAUUCAAAAACUACACAUUUCGAUAUCGACCAGAGUUGGAUUCUGCACUGAAAAAUCUUAAUCUACGCAUUGAAUCCAAGGAAAAGAUUGGAGUGAUUGGUCGAACGGGUGCCGGAAAAUCAUCACUUCUACAGGCUCUCUUUCGACUUGUCGAUCAAUCGUCAAUCACUGGCAGUAUCCUCAUUGACGAUAUUGAUAUUGGCUGCGUUUCGCUCAAUGAACUUCGUUCACAUUUAAGUGUUAUUCCACAACAACCGAUUCUAUUUUGUGGUACACUUCGAUACAAUCUUGAUCCAUUCGAACAGUAUUCUGAUGAAGAAUGUCUUAGAGCACUUGAAGCUGUUCAACUCAAAAAAUUAGUGUUUAAUCAUCCCGAUGGAAUUAGUCAAUUGGUGGCUGAAUCGGGGAGUAAUCUGAGUGCUGGAGAACGUCAACUAAUCUGUGUAGCACGAGCCAUUCUCAAGAGAAGCCACAUAUUGCUUAUCGAUGAAGCUACAGCCCAUGUUGACCACGUGACUGACAGUAUGAUUCAAAAUGUUAUUCGAGACAAAUUUCAUGAUCGUACAAUACUGACAAUUGCACAUCGAUUAAAUACAAUAGCGAACAGUGAUCGCAUUCUUAUGUUGGAACAAGGAAAAAUUGUUUAUUUCGAUGUACCAAGUAAAAUGGACCUAACUUAG
Messenger RNA from Rotaria sp. Silwood2, 3663 nucleotides. The record is from the annotation of a GenBank genome assembly. NCBI's taxonomy places the organism in Eukaryota, Metazoa, Rotifera, Eurotatoria, Philodinida, Philodinidae.